ACCACACGCAGUGGAAAAGUCUGGAAGCAUCGUGCGGCGCAGGCAGCGAGCGAGAGGAGUGGAGGAUGACGGCGCCCAAGCCUGGCGGGGGAGCGGCGGCCGCGGCGCGGGCGGCCGCGGCGGGGCCCAGGACGGUGCUCAUCACGGGGGUCAGCAGGGGGCUUGGCCGGGCCCUGGCGCUCGAGCUCGCGCGUCGCGGGCACGCGGUGGUCGGCUGCGGCCGCUCCGCCGAGCACCUCCGCUCCCUCGAGGCAGAGAUCACGUCGCCGUCGCGCCACUUCCUCACCGUCGCCGAUGUCAGGUCUGACAGCAGUGUGGCCGAGCUGGCAAAGGCUGUUGUGGAAAGGAAGCAAGUUCCAGAUAUUAUAGUAAACAAUGCUGGUACAAUAAACAAGAAUAACAAGACAUGGAAUGUACCAGCGGAAGAUUUUGAUAUGGUGGUCGAUACAAAUAUCAAAGGAACAGCAAAUGUGCUUCGCCAUUUCGUACCACUUAUGAUAGAGAAGAGACAUGGGAUUAUAAUUAAUCUAUCCUCUGGUUGGGGAAGAUCUGCUGCUGCAGAGGUUGCUCCAUAUUGUGCUUCGAAGUGGGCGAUUGAGGGCUUGACACGCUCGUUGGCUAAAGAGCUGCCUCCUGGAUUGGCAGCCAUUGCUCUUAGCCCUGGUGUCGUGAAUACUGACAUGCUUACUUCAUGCUUUGGAAGCUCAGCCGCAUUGUAUCAAACAACUGAAACAUGGGCACCCAAGGCAGCUACAAUGAUACUAAGCCUUUCACUCGAUGAUAACGGUGCCUCCUUGACUGUAUGAAGUGGUGAAAUUUUGUGCUCAACUGAUUGCUGAUUGGUUCUCUUGUAGCCUGACAUGUAGAAUUUUGCGAGAUUAUGGUGUUGUAAAAUAGUAGUGAUAAUGUGUGUCUGUCACUCUGAUGUCCCUAGCUGUUGUCUGAACGUUAUUGUUUAGCAUUACCUCUAUGGCCUAUGCAUAUGCUCUUCUUUUCAUUUGAUAUUUUGUUGAUGUGGGGGGGGGGGGGAGUAAUAUGUUGAGAAAGGUGCCGGGCGGAGAAGCAGGCCUGCAAGCUUUGUUUCGGUGGUGUCCCCAGGCAUGGCGACACGAUCCGAUCUGCCGCCUUGAAGCCCAGCCCGGUACGCCCGUGUCUAAUGCAGCAACAAUUGGGCGGACGGACGGGCAUGAUGCCUAUUGCGUCGCUCUGCCGUUCCUGUGAGCACUUGAAUACUUCAUCUAUUGGCUCCAAGUAUAAUUUUGCAUCGCAGAAGGCAGGGCCGCAGGGAGAAGUUAUUGCCCAUUAUCCCGGAAGAUGAAUAAGGCUUUCAGAAUGUAUUCUUUUCUCACAGCAUGAUUGCCCUGUUUGUUUGGCUGAAAAACCAUGACUGAAAGUAUUAUUUGCUGA
Sorghum bicolor (sorghum) is the source of this 1407-nucleotide messenger RNA. RefSeq names its product NADPH-dependent pterin aldehyde reductase. Gene Ontology annotation, biological process: folic acid-containing compound metabolic process. The transcript is spliced from 5 exons. The record is from RefSeq and is a predicted model, not a curated record. Gene Ontology annotation, cellular component: cytosol. The coding region runs from base 66 to 806 and encodes 246 amino acids. Gene Ontology annotation, molecular function: oxidoreductase activity, acting on the CH-OH group of donors, NAD or NADP as acceptor. NCBI's taxonomy places the organism in Eukaryota, Viridiplantae, Streptophyta, Magnoliopsida, Poales, Poaceae.